Molecule: messenger RNA, 4041 nt
Organism: Mixia osmundae IAM 14324
Lineage: Eukaryota; Fungi; Basidiomycota; Mixiomycetes; Mixiales; Mixiaceae
Exons: 6
Coding region: 1-4041 (1346 amino acids)
Biological process (GO): piecemeal microautophagy of the nucleus; endocytosis; exocytosis
Cellular component (GO): cytosol; membrane; intracellular membrane-bounded organelle
Molecular function (GO): protein binding; sterol binding
Source: RefSeq, a predicted model, not a curated record
AUGGCGACGAAAUUGUCUACCUUGACGGCUCAUCCUCAUCAACCCCGUCGUCCUUCGCCCGUUCUUGCGGUCACUCCCUCUCUGCCGUCUAUACCUGGCUCGCCGCGCGAAUCGAUGGAUAUUUACGCCGAACCCGCUCUGAAUGACAUCGAUGGCGUAGUCACCAAACCCCAACUCGACUUGAGUCUGCUCGAACCCGACAGACCUGCCACUUCACCACCAGACAGUCCUAGAACCACAUCCAGUAGGCUCAAAAAGAAGCUCUUGCGGCCUCUGCAUCCUCAAGCAAAGUCAGUAGAUCCAGGUCACGCUACCGACGCUGCCCCAUUUGAUCUGAGCAAGCCGACGAUAAAGAUCAGCCUGGGCAGAGCGAGGACGACUUCCCUUCGCAGACGUUCCACUCAGCCUGAUAUCACAGCACUCGCUGCGCCCAUUGCGCUCCGGCCUUGCUCGGAAACGCAUCUGGUAGACGACUCGCUCACCCAAGAGCAACUCUCAAUGGCAAGCAAAGCAGCGACGGGCUUUUCUGCUCCAGGAGCCGGUCAUGCUGCCCAACAAGUUGCAAUGAAUGUACCUGGCGGACCAGAAGAAUCGCUAAGGACGUUCAGGCUGUUGGAAGUCCUCAAAGAUCUUGGCGAGACGCAAAAGGCAUCCGACACCGCUGCUCUUCAGAACGUCCUCGCCAGCUUUCCGACCUAUCGUCCCGAGGAUGGCAAGACGACACCUUUGCACCUUACCGUAAGAUGCGCAAAACUGCCCGUCGUGCAGACUGUACUCGCCAAACGCGCCUCUGACCUCAAUGUGAAGGAUGCUUGCGGAGCCACGCCGCUACAUCUCGCGGCCGGCGCAGGUCGACAGGAUGUCGUCGCUGUCCUGCUUGCGCAACCUGACAUAGACGAUACCAUCAGAGACAUGACCGGCAAGACCUGUCUCGAAGUCGCCAAAGGACCAGACGAAGCGAAUCUCAUCCAGAUGUCCCGAUCCCAAUUCAAUGCGACUUAUCUCGAUCUGUUUGCGAAAUAUCUCGAGAAUAGCUCUUCGAGCGGCCUAGCAUCAUCUGCCUCUUCCAUACAUGCUGGUCAUACGGGCAACUCACACUUUCGAAUGCAGAGUGCGAGCAAAGAUACUGCAGAAGAUCGCUCGCCUGCCCGGGAGACGUUAUACGCCUUUCUAGAACGUCCUCGCGCAGCUUGCAUCGAUUUCAGAGCCAAGCUCGGUGGCAAGAACGGCAUCACACUGCUUCAUGAGGCUGCUCGUCGACGCGAUCUCGAGAUGCUUAGGCUGUGUCACUCACUCGGAGCAGAUCUACUCGUGCGCGAUGCUAAGAACAAGACACCGGCUGACAGCACCAAGGACGAAAAGAUCAAGGCAUGGAUCAAGCAGGUCACCGCUGCCGAAGGCCGAUCACUCAAGGCUGGGACGGGUGGCCUCGCCUCUGCUUCUACGGGCGGUCAGAACAGUCUCGUGGGUCAGCAAGCUCUGCCUGCAAGGAGCGACUAUCUGUCCAAAUGGACUAACAUGGCGCGCGGCUACAAGGCACGCUGGUUUGUUCUCGACAAUGGCACGCUAUCCUACUAUCGUCACAAGGACGAUGAAGGCAAGGCUUCAAGAGGCAGCAUACACAUGGGUAUCGCUCGCGUUGUUGGUCCUUCACCUGAUGGUUUGCGAUUCGAGGUCUCAAACAAAGCUGGCAAAUAUCCGAAAUUAUUCCUCAAGGCGGAUCAUCCUGUCCAGGCAGCUCGCUGGAUUGAGGAUCUGAAGCAACACGCGAGCAUUGCAAGGUCAUCUACCAAUGGCUCUAAUGGCUUCUCGGACAUGUCACGCGCAGUUUCGGGCAGCAGCUCCUAUCCGCCUUCGAUCGCGCCUACUAUCGACGAAGGUCGCAAGGGUGAUGGCAGCGAUGACUCGGACAAUCAGCCUGCGGGCACGCAACAUUACGAUGCGGACGCUGGCAGUAUCCUUGCGGAUGACGACACCUUCAAUGGCGAUGGCGAUGGUACCGGCUUACCGCCUCACGAGGAGAAUUUCGAGUUGCUCAAGAAUUCGAUUACAGCGCAAGCCGAGGCGACGCAACAGAUGCUCGCUGCAUUGACGGUGUCGACGGACAAUCGCGAAGUGCGCGACGCCCUUGUCCAGUCUGUUCGCAAGACAAACGCUAUGAUUGAAGAACAUUUUGAUCAAGUCAAGGAGCGCGAGCGUUGGCAGACCCGCCGAUUCGAGCGCGAGAUUGAUGCGAAGAAGCUCUGGGAAGAGAAUAUGCGCGAAGCUGCUGCUCAGCAUGCGGUGAUGGAGCAAGAACUGCAGCGCGUCGCCCUCGACAACUCACGCAAGAAGAAGGUGCUCAAGUCGGUCAGGGCGAGCGUCAACACGGGCGCACUUGUCCCGACUGGCUCGCAGCAAGGGAUAUCCGAUGACACGCCUGUAGCCUCGCCAGACAGCGGCGAAAGGCCCAAUCUCAAGCCUUUGCAGCGAACGAGCCGUGCCCUCUCUGACGUCAGCGGUCGUCCCAGACGAGCUUCGAUCAUGCCUGUCAUUCCAGCCGAAGACCUAUCAAAGGCAGUCGAUGAGGUUGUUUCGGACAGCGACGAAGAGGAUGACGAUGACGAGUUCUUUGAGGCUAUCGAGGCCGGUGCCGUUCAGAUCAGAGCAGAUCCUAUCAUUACGGAGAAGAAGGAGCCUGCUUGGCCUGAUCAAAUGAAAGCAAAGGCCGAUGAGCAGUAUGGUGGAUACAAGCAGCUCAGAUCUGCGCUUCCCAUCACGAAUGACAAUCGUCCGCCUGUCAGUCUAUGGGCCAUUCUCAAGGGAAGCAUUGGUAAGGACCUGACGAAGAUCUCAUUCCCUGUCUACUUCAACGAGCCCACUUCUAUGUUGCAGCGCAUGGCAGAGGAUAUGGAGUUUGCGGAAUGUCUUGACGCCGCGGCUACAGAACGCGAGUCGAGCAAACGCAUUGCCUAUGUUGCAGCCUUUGCGAUGAGCAACUAUUCCAGCACAAUUGGCCGUAUCGCCAAGCCUUUCAACCCUAUGCUGUCAGAGACAUUCGAAUAUGUUCGUCUCGAGCGGCACUAUCGCUAUAUCAGCGAACAAGUUAGUCAUCAUCCGCCGAUCAGCGCCUGCAUUGCGGAAUCCCCCGAUUGGUCGUAUUUCGGCGAGGUCGAUGCAAAGUCGAAAUUCCUGGGCAAGUCGUUUGAAAUCCGACCGACAGGUACAGCGCACUGCACACUCAACCUUCCAAAGGCAUGGGCGACGGGUCCAGAUUGGCCAGCAUCAGUGACUCAGCCGGACAAGGUGCACGAGCACUACAGCUGGCGCAAAGUGACGACGAGUGUGAGCAACUUCCUGAUGGGCACGCCUCAGAUCGAUCACUUUGGCGAUAUGGAGAUCACAAACCACCGAACGGGCGAAACCUGUGUUUUGACGUUCAAACCCCGUGGAUGGCGAGGCAAAGAUGCUUGCGAGCUCAAAGGCUGCGUCAAGACGGCAUCAGGCGCUGUCGCAUGGGAGAUCGCUGGCCGCUGGAACAGUCAGCUCGUCGCUCGCAGAUCUGGCGCAGGCCAAGGCGACCUGAAGCCUGAUGACAGCAUCGCAGGCGACAGCGACGAGUACAUCCUGCUCUGGAAGAACUCGCCCAAGCCACCGAACAUGCCUUUCAAUCUCACACCUUAUGCUAUCACGCUCAACGAUAUCAAUGACACGCUCAAGCCAUGGCUACCACCCACCGAUUGCAGACUUAGACCAGACCAGCAUGAAUUCGAGCAAGGUCGCUUCGAACGCGCCAAUGAUCUCAAGACCGAAAUGGAGAACCUCCAACGAGAGACGAAGAAGAAGCGUGAGGCAGGGCAGCUGCCGCCACAUCAGCCGCGAUGGUUCAAGAGGACCAAGGAGCCAGACACUGGAGAGGGUUACUGGCAACCUCUCCGCGGCGCCGACGGCAUGCUCGAGUACUGGCAAGAGCGUGAAAAGGUCGGCGAAGCGAGAGUCAAGGGCGGCAAGUCCGAAUGGCCUGAUGUCACCCAUAUCUUCGGUCAAUACGAGAUCAAAUAG